This is a messenger RNA of Stylophora pistillata, 1065 nucleotides long. RefSeq lists its product as uncharacterized. Gene Ontology annotation, cellular component: plasma membrane. Gene Ontology annotation, biological process: G protein-coupled receptor signaling pathway. Gene Ontology annotation, molecular function: G protein-coupled receptor activity. The record is from RefSeq and is a predicted model, not a curated record. NCBI's taxonomy places the organism in Eukaryota, Metazoa, Cnidaria, Anthozoa, Scleractinia, Pocilloporidae.
CAGCUUUCUUAUCUGUUUGAAAACCGCUCUCUAACUCAAUUUGUUACAGGAUAGAAGCACUUUCGUUGUCUGUGAGCUCACAAAGCUUAAAGAAAAUGUGGUCUUCCAAUUCAGCGUGGCAGUGCAUUCCAUGGCUUGUGAUCCUCAUUACAGAGUGUCUGGUCAUUGUUAUCCUUAAUAUCAUCACCAUCGUUGUAUUUAUGAAGAAGAAGCGUCAGCUGCAGCGGCGGAGUACAUAUUUGAUCAUUCAUCUGGCGAUAGUCGAUCUCUUAGUGGGCGCAGUCUCUGGGCCGCUACACAUUGAAGUCAGUAUGUCUUGGCUGUGUCCUCUAUGGGAGUACAGACGAGAGACUAUUUGGUCUCAUCGUUCAUCGUUUGCAUUUGUACAUGUAUUCUCGUUCACUUCCCUUUUAAAUCUUGUGUUUAUUUCUUUAGAAAGGCUACAUGCAACAUUUUUUCCAUUCAGGCAUCGAUUUAUUAAGAAAUGUGUUUAUAAAGUCAUGAUUACUGUCAUUUGGCUGACGACUAUUGCUAGAGAAGCCGCUCAAAUUUUCUUAAAGGAAAUCCUGAUUGCUCCUUCAGAUGAAAUUAAUGUUUAUCUAUAUCUCCUAUUUUAUGUAGUUUCUGUAUCUGUUAUCUGUGUAUCUUGCAUUCUCAUUGUUAUUAAAGUACGAUGCACUCGUCAUCCCCAAUACCAUUCUAGGUCCAAAAGAGAAAGGAAACUAACGGGUACCUCGCUAUUCGUUUCACUUGUAUCUUUAGUUUGCUUUCUACCAGCGAUAACAUAUAUAGCUUAUCUCCUUUUAUCUUCUUCUUUAAGGAAUUUUCACAUUUCGAUGGCUGUGCUGGUUCUAUUCUUGGGUAACUCACUUGUGAAUCCUAUCAUUUACGCCCUUCGGAUGCCAGGGUUCAGAGAAGGUUUACUACAAAUAGUUUGCAGGGUCUCAGACGUUUCUAACACCCCGGUAAACCUACCGCUUCGCAACCUUAGGAGAACGUAGAUUGAUAUUUUUAAAAAAUUAAUGAGGUUUGUUUCGAAUAGCUUAAACUGAUCUAAACUUCUUA